AUGACAGACAGAGUUUACCCUUCUACUAAACCAGCCACAAAUGGCGCAGCAGCCACCAACCCUUCCUUUCCAGCGACCAAAGCCCAACUCUAUGGUGCCUCCCGCCCCGCCUACCGUCCCCAACCCAACCGUAAACGCAGCCGCAGUUGCUGCUGUGCCUGUUUUUUAUGGACAACAGUGGUCAUCUUCACUCUCAUAGUCCUUGUGGCCAUAGCCGGAGCCAUUAUCUACGUCCUCUACCGACCCCACCGCCCUACCUUCGACGUCUCCGGCUUCAAAAUCUCCUCUCUCAACCUUACCUCGAAUUCCCAUCUCACUACCAACAUCAACCUCAACAUCACCACUAGAAACCCUAAUAAAAAACUUGUCUAUACAUAUAACCCCAUCACUAUUUCUGUGACUACAGAGAAAGAUGAUAUCGCUGUAGGCAGUGGUUUCUUCCCCUCAUUUGUGCAUGGCACCAAGAACACAACCUUCUUGAGAGCUGCCAUCACAAGCAGUGGCGUACAGCUGGAUGAUGCAUCUGCUGGUAAGUUAAAGAGUGAUUUGAAGAGCAAGAAUGGUGUGGCUUUGAAGUUAGAGCUGGAGACCAAAGUGAAAGUCAAGAUGGGAGGGUUAAAGACUCCAAAAGCUAGAAUUAGGGUCACUUGUCGAGGGAUUAAGGCUACUGUUCCAUCUGGGAAACAAGCAACAAAAGCAUCUGUAUCAGAUGCUAAGUGCAAGGUUGAUUUGAGGAUCAAGAUCUGGAAGUGGAAUUUCUAA
Molecule: messenger RNA, 762 nt
Organism: Dovyalis caffra
Lineage: Eukaryota; Viridiplantae; Streptophyta; Magnoliopsida; Malpighiales; Salicaceae
Source: the annotation of a GenBank genome assembly